AUGAUAACUCACAGAUCCAAUAACGUUCAGUAUGAAGUAACACCGCCUUCUGUGGAAGAAGAUUUAGGCCCACAGUUUGAGUUCUACUGGACCCGUCAAAAAGAUCCACACAGUAUCCGAAGGAAGCUAAUUUUAGCCAAGCAUCCGGAAGUAGCCAAGUUAUGUGGACCCGAGUGGAGGACGAAAUAUAUUGCUUCCGCUGUCGUUCUUCUACAGCUCUCCAUUGCAUAUGCUCUAAAGAAUACACCAGUACUGUCUUUCAAAUUUUUGGCACUUGCAUACGUCGUUGGUGCUACUGCAAACCAAAACUGUUUCCUCUGUAUUCACGAGCUGAGCCAUAACCUGGCAUUCAGAAAACCACUUCACAACAAACUAUUCGCAAUUUGGGUCAAUCUACCCAUUGGAGUCCCAUAUAGCGCUUCAUUCCAACCAUAUCACCAACUCCAUCACAAAUUUUUAGGCGAUGAAGUGCUGGACACUGAUCUUCCAACGCCUCUAGAAGCGACUGUUUUGUCCUCAUUGCUGGGUAAAGCCUUCUUCGCCACUUUCCAAAUAUUCUUUUACGCGUUGAGGCCCAUGAUGGUUACGUCUAUUGACAUGACUUUUAUUCAUUUGUUGAACGUGCUGGUUUGCUUGGUUAGCGAUUUUAUCCUGAUCAAGUUCGGCUCAGCUAACAGUUUAUGGUACCUGAUAUUGAGUUCCUUCUUUGCGGGUUCGUUGCAUCCUACGGCAGGGCACUUCAUAGCUGAGCACUAUUUAUUGGAUCCUCCAAAGCAUUAUACCCAAUUCCAGGAUGUUCCCCCGUUAGAGACUUACUCCUACUACGGAAUGCUGAAUUUGUUCACUUGGAAUGUAGGAUAUCACAACGAGCAUCACGACUUUCCAUUCAUUGCUUGGUCUAAGCUGCCUCUUCUGAGAACCAUAGCACAUGACUUUUAA
Molecule: messenger RNA, 939 nt
Organism: Komagataella phaffii GS115
Lineage: Eukaryota; Fungi; Ascomycota; Pichiomycetes; Pichiales; Pichiaceae
Product: delta 4-(E)-sphingolipid desaturase
Exons: 1
Coding region: 1-939 (312 amino acids)
Biological process (GO): ceramide biosynthetic process
Molecular function (GO): sphingolipid delta-4 desaturase activity
Source: RefSeq, a predicted model, not a curated record